Molecule: messenger RNA, 5492 nt
Organism: Prunus persica (peach)
Lineage: Eukaryota; Viridiplantae; Streptophyta; Magnoliopsida; Rosales; Rosaceae
Product: histone acetyltransferase HAC12
Exons: 17
Coding region: 275-4816 (1513 amino acids)
Biological process (GO): positive regulation of transcription by RNA polymerase II
Cellular component (GO): transcription regulator complex; histone acetyltransferase complex
Molecular function (GO): transcription coactivator activity; chromatin DNA binding; histone acetyltransferase activity
Source: RefSeq, a predicted model, not a curated record
CUUAUUUCCAAUUUUAGGGUUUUUCGCUCUCCCUCUUUUCUUUCUGGUUCUGCUGUUUUUAGGGUUUAUGAAUUCGGCAACGUCGAUUAUCGUCGGUGACGUUUAUUCUGAAUUCUUGUAUCUGCCUCUCUGACAAUUCGGUUGCGUAAUCUGACAAUUUGACCGAUUUAACGGUCCCUUAGUGAAGUAAUUUGAGCGACAAAUUACGGAAUUUUGGAUUGGGGUUUGGGGGAAUUGGUUUUAUUAGGUCUCACCUCAGCAAGUUUCAGCAUGAAUGAAUUCUCAUAAAAUCAGCAAGAUGGAUGUACAGAGAUACAAUUCAGGCCAAACCUUUGGCCAUAUAUCUAACUACCCGGUGCUGAAUUCAAGUCCCUUUUUGCUGGGAGGGGAUGGUUUACGUGGUCAGUCAAUAAAAUGCCAACUAGGCUACUUGAGUGAUUGGCGCAAAGGUCCUAGAGUUAGCAGCGUUCGUAAUUUGGUUAGGAAAAAAAUUUCUGACAUCUUCUUUCUAAAUACCAAUUAUGUGUUGGGAGAGCUAGCAUCUGAUUUUGUGGGUGUCCUGGAAAACCAGCUAUUUAUGGAGGCUACUUCAGAGGAGGAGUAUGUGAAUGAGGAGACACUGUCUCAUCGGCUGCAAAUUUUACUCCAGCAUAAACUAUAUGAUGCAAACUCCAAUGAACAAGUAGGUUUGCCUUUGUGUACGCCAAUGCCAACUUCAGGGCUGCCUCACGGUUUUUGCGAUUCAGGUUCUGCAGAAACACCUUCUAACUGCUUAAGUGGUACUAGUAAAUAUGACUCCAUUGGUCAUAAUGCUUUCAUAGCUAACAAUGCUGAUCACGUUAACCUCAUCAAAGGGUCCCCUUUUAAUGGUUAUAAGCAGGGAUAUGCCAAUAGAUUCAUUGCUUCCAAUGAAUUGGAUAUGUCUUUUUCGUCAGGCCUAAUGCAGGUUGCUUCUGAGAUUUUUCUUCCUCUUGAGGACGCCUCAGCAUCAAUCACUGCAUAUUCCAAUGCCAAUGAGUUCUCUGUUAUUGGAGGUUUUGAUGAUGGGACAUUCGCUCCUCAAGGGAAUCUGAAUUACAGUUCUGAUAUAUCGUUUGAUUGUCAUGUUCAACAGCAACAUCUUGACCAUGGUCGUUUGGGGAAUGCUCAAUCCAUGGUUUUUCCAUCUACAAUGGGAGAAUUUUCAGCGGUUUCCUCUUCUAACUUGCUGAUCUCCCAACAUAUUCCAAUAGAAGUUCCUGAAGUUUCUAAUAUUCUUCCUGGCAGAAUCUUCAGCAAAGAGAUCUCAACUCUUGAGGAUAUAGUGCAAUCUUGUUCCCUGAUAAUGAAGUCUCAGCAUAACCAAAACCGACCCCAUCCUUCAUAUUUGCAGCCUCGGGUUCCUCCAGAACAGUCAUAUGCUGCUCAACAGUGUGCUUCAGAUGGGCCUAGUUCAGGAAACAUUGAAGAUAUUCUUCCUUCGUCGAAAAGGUUGAAGAUGGAGAACAAAAAUGGAAGUUUUCAUCUUUUGGCCCCUUCAGUUGUUCAACAUUGUGCUCCUGAAGGACUUCCAUAUCUGCAGCACCAAUCUGAAUCUCCUCUAUCUAUUAAUUCUGAGGAUACAGUGCAAUCUUGUUCCCGGAUGAUAAAGUCUCAACAUAACCAAAAACGACCCCUUUGUCCAUAUUUGCGGCCACAGGUUCCUCCAGAACAGUCACAUGGUGCUCAAGAGUACGCUUCAGAUGGACCCAGUUCAGGAAAUAUUGAAGAUAUUCUGCCUUCGUCAAAAAGGUUGAAGAUGGAGAAUAAAAAUGAGAGUUCUCAUCUAUCGGCUCCUUCAGUUAUUCAACAUUGUGCUCAUGAAGGACUUCCAUAUCUGCAGCACCAAUCUGAAUCUCCUCUAUCUAUUAAUUCUGAGGAUAUAGUGCAAUCUUGUUCCCAGAUGAUAAAGUCUCAACAUAACCAAAAACGACCCCUUCAUCCAUAUUUGCAGCCUCGGGUUCCUCCAGGACAGUCAAAUGGUGCUCAAGAGUAUGCUUCAGAUGAACCCAGUUCAGGAAAUAUUGAAGAUAUGUCGCCUUCGUCAAAAAGGUUGAAGAUGGAGAAUAUAAAUGAGAAUUCUCAUCUAUUGGCUCCUUCAGUUGUCCAGCCUUGUGCUCCUAAAGGACUUUCAUAUCUGCAGCAACAGUCAAAAUCUCCUGUAUCUAUUAAUUCUGAAGUAACGCAUGUGGAAAUAGAACCAGCUAAAAAUUCUAUACAAGAUUCCACAGGGAUCAGUGGUGUUAGAAAAUGUGAUUCUGACAAUAUCAAUAAACUGGAUUCCGAAAGUGUGCCUCUUCCUUCUGUAGGAGUAUUUAUUUGUCAUCAGAUGGAGCAAUUAGACCCUACUAGCACUAGUGAAAUUAUAGACAAUGUGAAAGAAGUUCCCGGAGGAAUGGGAUCCAAGAGUUUAUCUUUGCUCUCAGAAGAGCUUAGUGUUGAAUUUAAAGAGGGGGAAGUAAGGACUGAGUUCAUCCAAACAGAGCCAAUACCAGACUCUGAUCUUAAGGAAGUGAUAAAGCCACAGAAUCCAGAGACAAAGGGUGCCCUUUUAACUGAAAUUUACACAGAAGAGCAAAUCAAGGAACAUUUAUCAAGUCUUGGGCAGAGCAUUGAUCAGAGUAUCGUGACGGAAGAAAGAGAAAACAGUGAGAAAGUGUGUCAGUUGUGUGCGUCGGGUAAGCUUUUUUUUGCCCCCACACCAAUCUAUUGCUCAUUCUGUAGUGCCCGUAUCAAGCGCAGUGUAAACUAUUACUGCACACUAGACGAGCAUGAUACACAAUAUUGUGUUUGCACGUUGUGCUAUAAGGAGUCUCGAGGUGGAAAUAUCUCAUUUCGUGGUAUUCACAUUUCAAAGGCAAAACUCAGUAAAAAGAAGAAUGAUGAAGAAACCGAAGAAUCGUGGGUUCAAUGUGAUAAAUGCAAUGGCUGGCAACAUCAGAUAUGUGCUCUCUUUAAUGACAAAAGUGCUUUGGAAGGCAAAGCUGAAUGCAUAUGUCUCAAAUGCUUGUCAAAAGAGACAGAAUGUGGAGAGCUCAAGAACUUACCAAAUAAUGCUGUUUUCAGUGCAAAAGAUCUACCAACUACCAUGCUUAGCGACCACAUAGAACAAAGACUCUUUAGGCGCCUCAAGCAAGAGAGAGAAGAGAGAGCAAAGGUCGAAGGAAAAGAAUUUUUUGAGGUUCCAGGAGUCGAAGAUCUUGUUGUCAGAGUGGUUUUAUCUGUUCAAAAAACACUAAAAGUGAAGCAAAAGUUUUUGGAUCUCUUUCAUGACGAGAAUUACCCUGCUGAAUUCCCAUACAUAUCAAAGGUUAUUCUUUUGUUUCAGAGGAUUGAAGGGGUAGAUGUAUGCCUUUUUGGAAUGUAUGUGCAAGAGUUCGGCUCAGAAUGUAGUCAUCCGAAUAAGCGUUGUGUUUAUAUAUCAUAUCUGGAUUCUAUUAAGUACUUCAGGCCAGAGACAAAAACUGUGAAUGGAGAAGCUCUUCGUACAUUUGUUUAUCAUGAAUUAUUGAUAGCUUACCUUGAGUUUUGCAAGAAAAGAGGUUUUAUUACCUCCUAUAUAUGGGCGUGCCCUCCUGUGAAGGGAGAAGAUUAUAUUUUAUACUGCCAUCCAGAAAUGCAGAAAACACCCAAGCCUGAUAAGCUGCGGCAAUGGUAUCAGUCAAUGAUAAAAAAAGCAGCAAAUGAAAAAAUUGUGGUCAGUUUCACUAAUUUAUAUGAUCGCUUUUUUAUCCCUACUGGGGAAUGCAACUCCAAGGUAACAGCAGCUCGUUUGCCGUAUUUUGAUGGUGACUAUUGGUCUGCCACUGCUGAGGAUGUGAUCAGGAACAUUGAAAAAGAAAGGAUGACAGACUCAAAGAAGAAAGCAAAGAAAACAAUAACAAAGAGAACUUUAAAAGCCAUGGGACAUACCAGUCCUUCUGAUGGCUCUACCAAAGAUAUUCUACUGAUGCAGAAACUGGGGCAGACCAUUUUACCAAAUAAGGAGGACUUCAUAAUUGUCGACAUGCAGUAUGUUUGCUCCCACUGCCAUGAAGCAAUCUUAUCUGGGGGACGCUGGUCUUGCAGUCAGUGCAAAAAUUUUCACCUCUGUGAAAGAUGCCAUGAAGCUGAGCGCAAAAGUUAUGGGAGGGACAUGCACAUAUCAGUCAACAUGGAACAACAUGUGCUUUCUCAGGUUAUGGUGGAGAAUGUGCUUUCUGAUACCAAGGACGAAGAUGUUAUUUCGAACAGUCGUUUACUUGAGAACAGGCAUACUUUCUUGAGCUUGUGUGAGAAAAAUCACUAUCAGUUUGACACACUUCGCCGGGCGAAGUAUUCCUCAAUAAUGAUUCUGCAUCAUCUCCGAAAUGCUACUGUGCUGACUGCUGGGAACACGUGCAGUAUUUGCCAUAAGGAUGCUGUGGUUGCUCAGAGCUGGGUAUGUGAGAUCUGCCCAGAGUUUGGUGUUUGUGCAGCAUGCUAUCAAGAGAAAGGAAGUUCUUGUCACAUUCAUAAGUUGACUCAAAGUUCUACCACAGUUAGCUGUAGGACAGAGAGUCGAGGCUCGCCACAAAAACCAUUGAUGAUAAGGGAACUGCUGGAUGUUUUACAUCACGCACGUAAAUGUUGCUCAACCAAGAUUCAGCCUUGCUCUUACCCAAACUGCCUCAAAAUAAAAAAGCUACUCUGCCAUGCAACAAAGUGCACUGUUCGGACUACUGGAGGUUGUCAAUAUUGUAAGAAGGCAUGGUAUGUGAUAAAUCUGCAUUCGAGAAACUGUAGAGAAUCAAAUUGUGGCAUACAACGGUGCAUGUGAGUUACAUUCUCUGCACUUAGCCACCACCCUCUCCGUCUCCGCAAAGAGGAUAGAAAAAAGAGGUUCUACUGCUUUCUAGGGAUGAGAUCUGAAGAAGCAUGCAGAACUACGGUUGCAGAAUUAGUUGGAUAGUGAACAGCAAAGGUUGCUACCAAUGGAUAGUCUCAAGUGUACAGAUAGGACGGGAUUGUCAACACCAGCAGCCUGGUGUAUAGAAAGUUGAGAAGCAGAAUAAUUUAUGGUUUAGUUUAGCAGGGCUCAAAGAUUUUGUCAAAUAAAAACAAGUAAAUCUCAGUCUGUUACCAACCGCAUGUAUACAAACUUAGUACCUUCAGAAGGGCUGUAAUUUGAGGGCCUGAUUUUCCAAGUUGGUCAUGAGCUACACCCAGAAAAAGCUGGUAUGGAUCCAAAACAAGAUAGGCGUAGAAAAAGUUUGCUUUUAAUAUUUAGAUAAGAUAGUCUAGUUUUGAUGCCUUGACCUCAUUCUUUAGCCCUUACAUACGGUCACCUUUCCUGAAAAUUGUAGUUUUCUUGGACAUCAGUAGAUGAAUACAGGUUUAGAAUUAGGUAAAUCAGAAUUUCUAGUUUGAGGCAAUGUAUAAACUCAUUCUUUAACAUUGACAUUCUGAUAUGAUCUUCCAAUAUUCAACCAUUACUGUAUUUUCUGCAUGUAAAA